CAUACUAUAAUUAUUGUCUGUCUGUUGCAGGAGCCAUGGUGAAGUGUAUAGCUGUAGUUCUGUCAGGGUGUGGGGUCUAUGAUGGGACAGAGAUCCACGAGGCAUCUGCUGUGCUGGUCCACCUCAGCAGGGCUGGAGCUAAGGUAAGGACUCUUUUUAACGUUACACGUUUAGUUCAAAACUCUCGCUUCUCACGCUAUCCUUCUGACUGUACAUUCCCACUCUAUAGUCAGAUUCCUGUGACAACUUCAGACUUCCUCUAGUCUAGGAAGUGGUGCAGAGUUUGCAUUGAUUUACAUGUUGUCAAUAUGUCUCUAUAUGACUGUUUCUUUUACUUCUAAUCGUAGUCUUCCCCCUGAUUGUUCAGAGUGCUUGUCGUUGGGAAUGCAGGUUCCAAUCUCAUUAGCAUGGACACUACUAUGGAGGAUCUCCUCCUGGCCUGUCCUGUACUGCAGGUGCAGAUGUACAGUAUUGACUGUCUAACCCCUCAUCACCCCAGGUCCAGAUGUUUGCCCCCAACGUGGAUCAGAUGCAUGUGGUGAACCACUGCGAGGGGAAACCCACGGCGGAGAAACGCAACGUCCUGCAGGAGAGCGCUCGCAUCGCCCGCGGUGACGUGUCAGACCUUACCAAACUGGACAUCACCGCUUUCGACGCCCUCGUCAUCCCAGGUAAGUGUUACUCCUUCAUCAUUAUGUACUCCAUCACUAUCAUUCUUCCAUUAUCAUCAGCAUACAACCACAAUCCUUACUCACCUUUUACCUCUCUAGGACCAGGGCUAGUUUCCACUGCUCUACACUGUGCUCAACUCAACCAAACUGUUGUCCUGCAGGUGGUUUUGGUGUGGCUAAGAACCUGUCUGACUGGGCUGUGAAGGGGAAGGAGUACACAGUUCAGCCCCAGGUAGAGGAGCUGAUUAAGGGUUUCCACGGAGUAGGCAAGCCCCUGGCUAUGUGCUGCAUCUCCCCUGUCCUAGCUGCUAGGGCUCUGCCAGGGUGUGAAAUCACUGUGGGACAGGACAAGGAGUGUGAGAGGUGGGUUACAGUGUCAGUGGUGUGUGUGCGAGAGAGACGGUGCGUGUGUAUAUGUCUCUGUUUGAACAUAAGAGUGUGUGUUUUUAACCCCUGCUGCUCUCCUCCCUCCCACCACUAGAUGGCCGUAUGCCCAGACGGCGACCGCCAUGACUGAGCUGGGCUGUAAACACGUGAAUAAGAACGUGGGGGAGGUCCACAUCGACGUAAAGAACAAGCUGGUCACCACCUCCGCCUUCAUGUGUAACGCUCCCAUACACGAGGUGUUUGAUGGGGUGGGUGUAAUGGUUACAGAGCUGCUUAAACUGGCCUAGAAAGUCUGGGAAUCAAAAUGCUGAAUUAGGGUGCAUCCCAAAUGGCACCCUGUUCCCGUUUUUUAUAGUGCUUAUGGGCCCUGUCAAAAGAAGUGCACUAUAUAGGGUGUCAUUUGGGACCUAACCUCAGAAUCAUGUUUGUUGUUUUCCUGAAGACCAUCCUGAUAUGAUUUUACUGACAGUGUCACUCACUGUUUAUUUAAAAACCUGAAACGGACAUAAGAAGCUCCGUUUUUCUGUUGCACCAUCUGUACUGUGAUAAAUUGUGCUACUAUCAAAAUUGAAAUAAAA
Molecule: messenger RNA, 1636 nt
Organism: Coregonus sp. 'balchen'
Lineage: Eukaryota; Metazoa; Chordata; Actinopteri; Salmoniformes; Salmonidae
Source: the annotation of a GenBank genome assembly